UACACACCGGAAAAAUUGAUUGUAACAUUUAUAUUUAUUCGUAUCUAAACACAGGAAAGUCAUAUAUUAAAUUCCAAAUCGAAAUAUCCUUGCUUUUAUUUCCAUCCGCUGCAUUCUUAGAUACCGUUACAAAUAGUGAAAUAACAUAUUGGAUAUGUAUUGAGUACUGUAGUGACACAAGAAGAUGGAGCCUAUAUCUAACAUUGUUAAAGUUACUCUUCCUAAUUAUUUGUCUGGUUUACCUAUUCCUAGUUCAUUAUGUGGUUGGUUUAAACUCGGAGUUCGAGAUUGGGUAUCUCUUGUCCCUUUUGGAGCUGCGAUAGCAGGAAUAACAUACAUGUCCUAUAGAGCGUUUUGUCCUCUAGCAAAAGGACACUGUUCAAAGAAAUUUUCUAAGCCAGUUGUAAACCCAGAUAUUCAGAAGGAAAAUGCAAAGGUAGUUGACAGUUUUGAUGUAGAAGACAUAGGAGAAAAGGCUGUUUUUUGCCGAUGUUGGAGGAGCAAAAAGUUUCCAUACUGUGAUGGUGCUCAUGGCGCACACAAUAAAGAGACUGGUGAUAAUGUAGGACCAAUCUGUAUCCUGCGCAAAAAUAAGUAGCGGAAAUAGCAAGCAUACUACCGUAUCUUACCAAUAUGCUCCGGUUGCGGUUUACAGUUGUUAUCUCCAUUUGUUAUAGAUAAACAUAUGAUUGUAAAACCUAUUACUUUUGCUUUGAAAAGAAAAUUUCUUAAACCAGGUGCAUGGAAGUUAUAAUAAAGUUAUAGAACUCAUUUCCCAAAUGUGUAUCAGAAGUUAUUUUCAGCUUUUAUAGUGGUUGCUGAUGUAGAGGCGUUGCGUAAUUGAGAAGUUACAAAUUGGAUCUCCAUUGCUUCCCUCCCAUUUCAGUAUUUUCAUUUAGAAUAGAAUUUGUAUUUGUGUUUAUGAAGGGAUGGGUGAAUCUACCUUUUAUGUGGUGUAUGGGUUGUUGAAGAAACGUUUAUACAUGAACAGUAAUAAUUCUACAGAAUAAUCCUCACACUAGAGGCAACAGGCUUACAACAUUAAAACCAUUAUGUGCUGAUGGUUUCAGGCAUUUUAGGUACAUGCCUGUCCUUCUGAAACUCAGUGCCCAAAAUUGGCAAAUGAUGUUUUGAGGUUGACAGUGGUACAAGGCUUAUUCAUAUAGAAAUUUCCCUUUAGAAGGUACCACAGAAAUAAAUCCUUGUGGGCCAGAUGUCUUUUGAUAUAACCCAGUCUCCAGAAAUUUUGAUGUCUGUAUCUGAUUGUGUAUGGGACAUUGAGAACAACUUUCCACCAUGUGUUACGGGAUGCAGUUUCACGACUGAGGAAUGCACCUCUAUAAUUUAAUAGUUUUUUCAUUUGUUAAUGAUUAUUUUAUUGCCAAGAGUUUGUUCCUGUAGUGAGGAUCAUCGUGUAACUGUAAUUGCACCAGUUGACAGUCUUGGAAAAUUGAAUCAUCUUCACUAAAACUUAUGUUAUACUGUAAACAUACAAAUUAUCAUUGCGGCACGUGUAUGCUUAGUCUUCUAUGGUCAUUUACCAUGUGGUAUAGUAUCAAGCUGACCACUCACUGUUCAUGUCAAAGACCUGUCUUUAUGGCACUGGUGCUUAGACAUACAGACAUGUAAUUUGGUUUACCUAUGGUAAUUUAAAUGGGGAAAGAUAUUUAAAAAAUGUCCAGAAUGUAUAACUAUCUGCUGUUACUUUAAAUAAUAAAUAAAAACUAGUGAUAAUGAA
Molecule: messenger RNA, 1738 nt
Organism: Zootermopsis nevadensis
Lineage: Eukaryota; Metazoa; Arthropoda; Insecta; Blattodea; Termopsidae
Gene: Cisd2
Product: CDGSH iron sulfur domain 2
Biological process (GO): regulation of autophagy
Cellular component (GO): mitochondrial outer membrane; intracellular membrane-bounded organelle
Molecular function (GO): 2 iron, 2 sulfur cluster binding
Source: RefSeq, a predicted model, not a curated record